AUGGCCGACAACUACGUCCACUUCCACUCUUCCCCGCCUAUCAACCGACUCUCCUACCUCCGUCACUCGACCGUAUUCCUCAACAUCGCCCUCACCCACCCACGCGCCCUCUUCACGCUCUUCCACACCGGCAGGCCCCUCCUCACAGGGGGGAAGGCAGCGCACGUGCCAUUCGACAGGAUCUCUCCGCUCGUCGGGCAGGCGCCGUAUUUCGGGCAAGGGGAGAAAGAGGGAGAGAGUGCCGAGAAGGGGAAAUGGACCGAGGCGUGUAGGUUUAGGGAUAGAGGUGUGCCACUUGUCUUUCUCGGAGUGUUGGAGGACGAGGGCGCAGCGCUCCUCCCCUCUGAGGAAGUGAAGCAGAUCGCCAGCCACGAGGAGAUAAAGGGCGUGCCUUACUGGGCUGUAGACCUGUCCGACGUGGACGAGAGCUGGGUGCAAGGGGUCGAGGAGCUCAAAGACGGGAAAUGGAGCGAGCCGAGGUCGGCGACGAGCACUUAUAGCCAUUUUGACGGUGCGGUGUUUGCCGUUGCGAGGAGUGUGGUGGACUGGAAUGCUAGGAAUGGGUUUUGUCCCGCUUGUGGUGGGGAAGGAUUUUCUCUUUGGGGUGGGUGGAAAUUGGGAUGCUCGAGCAACCUCCCUUGGGCAAAGAACAAGAACCCAUACAAGGGCGGGCCGUGUCCUUCUGGAAAAGGACUCCAUAAUUUCGCACACCCGAGGACGGACGGCGUGAUCAUCGUUGCUGUUGUGCGCGAAUCUCCGACUGGGGAGGGGGAGGACAUCCUCCUAGGCAGGCAGAAGUCCUGGCCGAAGGGAAUGUACUCUACCUUGGCUGGGUUCUUGGAGCCUGGGGAGAGCGUCGAGGAUGCGGUGAGGCGGGAGAUCCUCGAAGAGAGUGGCAUCGUCGUCGGUUACGUGCGAUAUCAUUCUUCUCAACCAUGGCCCUAUCCCGCCAACCUGAUGAUGGGCUGCUACGCCCGUGCUGAGGUACCCACUUCAGCAGCGUCAGACACUCAGAACCCCCGCGCGGGCAUCCGGCUAGACCUAGACAACGAGCUCGAAGACGCGCGCUGGUUCACGCGGGCUGAGAUCCGGUCCAUCCUGGGCGAUCCGGACGGUACGAUCAUCCGCCAGGCGCCGCCUGCGAAUGGCGCUGUGAGCGAGAGCACGGUCAGGACGGAGGAGGGGAUGAAAGUUCGUGUACCGCCGAGGACGGCGAUUGCUGGCGUGUUGAUUUCUGAAUGGGCGGCGGGGAACAUGGCUAAUAUGUGAGAUGAGAUGGGUGGGGAAGAGUGUUGUAUCGUUUAGUCAAUUAGAUGGGUUGGAAGGUAUCAACUAGAAUGGUU
Molecule: messenger RNA, 1343 nt
Organism: Dacryopinax primogenitus
Lineage: Eukaryota; Fungi; Basidiomycota; Dacrymycetes; Dacrymycetales; Dacrymycetaceae
Exons: 6
Coding region: 1-1269 (422 amino acids)
Biological process (GO): NADP+ catabolic process; NAD+ catabolic process
Cellular component (GO): cytosol
Molecular function (GO): NADH pyrophosphatase activity
Source: RefSeq, a predicted model, not a curated record